Limulus polyphemus (Atlantic horseshoe crab) is the source of this 3171-nucleotide messenger RNA. Its product is annotated as leucine-rich repeat-containing protein 20-like. The coding region runs from base 290 to 931 and encodes 213 amino acids. Gene Ontology annotation, cellular component: extracellular matrix. The transcript is spliced from 4 exons. Gene Ontology annotation, molecular function: protein binding. The record is from RefSeq and is a predicted model, not a curated record. Lineage: Eukaryota; Metazoa; Arthropoda; Merostomata; Xiphosura; Limulidae.
UUGGCCACCAUCUUCAAUGCACGUUAAUGCCACCAGGUUCAUAUUUUGUUAAGCUGCCUACGAUCUAGCAAAAGUUAAAGAUAGUUUAAGUUUGACUUAUCAAUUACAUUUUGAUAUAUCCUAAAACAAUAUUUAGUUAUAAAUAAUAAAAACUUUAAUUUUUUUGUUGGCAUGUGUUGUUUUAAAAUCAAACUAUAGCUUUUCAGAUUCUAGAAACUUAAGUUUUGACAAAGGAAUUAAAAGAUAAUCACCCAACUACAACAAAGUAAAUUAUUAGUUCUUCUACACGAUGUCUACUGGACCAACAGUAGCUUCUAUCCCAAUAAAUCCUAUUAGGGUUAUGGUUGGAAAAGCUGUAACUAAAGUUGUCAACAGAUGCCAGUGUGCUAAAGAGGAGCAAAAUCUUGAUCUUUCGGAAUGUCAGCUUAUGUCUAUUCCAGACGCUGUUUACCAUUUAAUGAGAAAUACCGUCAUUCUCGCUUGUGAUCUCUCUUCCAAUGUGCUAAGAAAGAUUCCUCCUAAAUUUGCCAUCAAGUUCACGUAUAUUACAGAGCUCAAUUUGGCAAACAAUAGACUUAGCUCUCUUCCGGAGGAACUGCGUGAUCUCAGCGAUCUCAAGAGACUAGAUAUUUCCCAAAACGACUAUAUGCUAUUUCCCAAGGUGGUCUUCAAACUCCCAAAUCUCAUCUUUUUGAAUGCACAGAAAAACCACUUCACAAGUAUUGACGUCGAGAAACUAAAAGGUGUUCGCUCUUUACGAGAGGUAAACUUUGAAGAUAAUCCUCUAACAAAUGCAUCUCGUGAGCAGCUAAAAUCAAUGGAGUCUGUUACGGUGACUGUCCAUCUCAACUCUACUAUGGACGAGGAUUCAGAUGAUGAUAUUAUGGACUUAGAGAACAUUCCGCCCUCUGGUGGAUUUAAUAGGCAGUAAUUUCUAUCACGUUCGAAAGAGAGGACGAAAUCGAAGAGAUAAAUUGUAAAUUAUGUUUGUUUGUUUUUUAACAGAUAUUUUUAUAAUUGUGUAAUUUUGCAUGUUAUUAUAUAUUUAAUCUGUCAUUACAUGGCAGUUUCUUACUGAGUGGGGAGGCAAAUUUAGCCUCCUGGAUUUUAUCUAAGUAACCCUUGUAAAACUAGUCCACAUAUGCACCUGCACCCCAUACGUACACAAACAUAUAUAUAUAUAUUAUUUCUAAUCACUCAUUUUUAAAGAAAAAUGAGAAAGUAAAAAAAUUAUGAUCAAAUCAAGCAUUUUUAUAGAUAUAUUUUUUUCAACCAUAAACAAAUUAUUAAAAUUAAACGAUGUUAACUACGCAUUUAGUGACAUAACACGAAUAAUUAUGAUAAUACUUUUAUGUUGAUUGGUGUAAAAUAUUAGAGCCAUAAUGAUUUGAAUUAUGAACCACGUUUUGAUGCCAAGCUUAAUGAUAUAUAUUGAUAAUAAAGUAAUUCAAUUAAGUUUUGAAUGUAAAAAGGUCGUGACACGCGCACUUUGACCCACUCGUAACCAAAGGGAUAGUGAGUUGUGUGAUGUGGUACAGUAGUUAUAACUCUAACAAAUCAAUGUUUUGUAUUAUAGUUUUUUUUAUUGAGCCUACACAUCUUCUUUAGUACAUAAGUAAAAUGUUUAUGUACACUAUAAUUUGGAAAUAUCGUAUUUUUUAAGGUACAUAAGUAAAACGUUUAUGUACACUAUAAUUUGGAAAUAUCGUAUUUUUUAAGGUACAUAAGUAAAACGUUUAUGUACACUAUAAUUUGGAAAUAUCGUAUUUUUUUAAGGUACAUAAGUAAAAUGUUUAUGUACACUAUAAUUUGGAAAUAUCGUAUUUUUUAAGGUACAUAAGUAAAACGUUUAUGUACACUAUAAUUUGAAAAUAUCGUAUUUUUUAAGGUACAUAAGUAAAACGUUUAUGUACACUAUAAUUUGAAAAUAUCGUAUUUUUUUAAGGUACAUAAGUAAAAUGUUUAUGUACACUAUAAUUUGGAAAUAUCGUAUUUUUCUAAGGUACAUAAGUAAAAGGUUUGUAUAUACUAUAAUUUGAAAAUACCGUAUUUUUUCUAUGCUUAUCUCGUUAUUUCCCCGAAAGGGGACCGAAGACCGCCUCUAGGGGUCACCUGUUUUAACCAUUCGCACCACAAUACAGUAGUGUGUUGUCUGUCAGUCAGUCAGUCAGUAGACACUGAAAUGGCUUCCCAUAUGGGACGCUUAAUGUUGUAACUUGUACUGUCGUAACUUCAGUAAAACGUGCACAUGACAAGAUUCACCGUAAAUUAUGCACUCUGUAGGCUACAACACAGCAUGACAUUUGAACUUGGAAAGCAAGAGAUGAAAAAAUAUGUGUUACUCUUAAUUUUGGUUUUAUUUACUCUUGAAACAAAACACUUUCUGGGACCCUGCAGAAGUACAUCUAGUAUUCACUGUGUUAUAAACUAACACAUUAAUUAAUUUUAAAAAGUGUUGUCUCAAUGAUUUAAUAGAAAAUAACCUUGUUUAGGUUAAAAAGUAUCAAAACUGUGUAUAGAUCCUUUGAAACUCAGUGGAAUAUUUUUAUUACACUUAAAUGUUCAAUUUCUUUUGCAACGUCAAUUGGCAAUAUUUAUAGCAUGUAUUGUGUUGACAAUCCAAACGUUUACCAAGAUGAAACAGGACAGAUCUGUAAGGCUACAUUAAGGAAAACAAAAAUGAUAUCAAAAAAGUAUGCGAAAAUUCUUUACGUCUUACUUACCAUAUUUGAACUGACAAUCACAUAUCAGAAUGGGAAAAUAAACAAACAACCCCAACGUAUUUUAGGUUUAUUGAGAAAAGUUUAAUAAACUUCUGCAUCGGAUAAUAACAUGAUUCAUAAUCUUACUGUACUAAUUGCCCAAGAAUAUCACCUUGUGAUAUAUUAUUGUACAGCUCCAAAGAAUCAUGUUAUUGUAAGUUCAACUGGUAGUACUGAAAGUCUGACUUUUGGAUUUUACUAUAUUUUUAAAAUCAAAAUUGAUGGACGGUUCAUGCUCAAAGUUGGAAACGAAAUAACCUAAUUAAAGUGUUAGUUUUGGUAUUAUGUAGGAAUUGUAAUUAACUUUCCAUUUCGUAGAAUUACUUAUUGUUGAACGAUUUGAUAAAUUUUGUAUAAGAGAAAUAUUUCUCUUUGUGAUUAUCGUAAAUAAAUGAAUAAAAAAGUUUCA